AUGACUCUGCCUUCUCCCACUCCAGAAACACGUGAAUCUUUGCAAUUGCAAAAAGACCAGUUUGCUCACAAAAUCUUAGCAGACCUUAAAAUAAAGAUUCACGACAAAGAUAUCAAAUUUGAAUUUAUGGAAAUCAGCCGGAAUGAUUCAAUGAAGUCAACUGUUUCCAAAAUUCAAUCUUCCACCAAACUCUUGCCCUUUGACGCCAAGAAAGAAUUGACAACUUCUAAUGUGGAUUCAAAGGAAUCGCUGAGUAAAGAUGGUGUGAUUUUGUUGAAAGGAUUUAGUCGAGACAUUCAAAAGCUUGUAUCCAUUGUUGAGAUUGUCAAAUCACAAGGAAAUAAAAAACUUUAUCAGUACAAUCGACUCUUGAAGUACCUGACAAAAGUAUAUCCGUACCAAAAGAAGAGGAAGAUCGAAGAUACGGAAGAUAAAGGAGGAGAUGAAACAAAGAUGAAGGAAGGGGAAGCAAUAAACGUUUUGAACGUUGCUGCUAAUGAGCUUGAGGAAGAGAAAGAAAAGGAGAAAGAGAAGGAGAAGGCAAGGCAGGAAAUUAGAGGUGGAAAAACUUACGAUUUACCAGUAUUGUAUGUCAUCUUGAGUCUGAGUGAUUUGAAACAGCAUUUGGAUACGACAUGGACGAUACAAAGUUGA
Messenger RNA from Lodderomyces elongisporus, 654 nucleotides. RefSeq lists its product as uncharacterized. The transcript has a single exon. The record is from RefSeq and is a predicted model, not a curated record. Gene Ontology annotation, molecular function: nucleic acid binding. Lineage: Eukaryota; Fungi; Ascomycota; Pichiomycetes; Serinales; Debaryomycetaceae. Bases 1 to 654 code for a protein of 217 amino acids.